CUCCGCGCGCGCUUGUGGAGAAAUCCCAUCCGGAUGUCCUCCUCAGGCUCCUCUUCCCGCCCCGAUCAGCGUCACUCUAUCUGUCAGCGACUCCCCGACUCCCCGAAACACCCAUCACUGAGCGUCUUGCGACCUCAAUCCCGUCACUAUGGCCUCGUUGCCUCUCAAUCCCCCUCCGCCGCCCGAAUGGGUUGUGAGGAUGAACACCCCUAUGCCGCGCCUCUCCAAACACGCAUCCAGCAUCCCUGAUCCUCCCGGCUACGCGAAGAAGAUGGCAUCCAAGAAUCAACGUGCCCAACAGUCCGCAGCCACCUCCGCCCCGGCAAAGCCCGUCGAAACCGAUACCCUGAAGCUCAAGAAGGCGUGGGAAAUCGCGCUAGCUCCCUCCAAGCAGAUCCCCAUGAACGCGAUCAUGAUGUACAUGUCCGGAAACAGUCUGCAGAUCUUCAGCAUCAUGAUGGUGUUCAUGCUGUUCAAGGGCCCGAUCCAGGGUCUGAUCAACACCAACGCCGUGUUCGCCAAGUUCGAUACGGAAGGCACCCACGCGAAACUCCUGGGGGUCAAGGCUAUCUAUGUCGUCAUGCAGCUGGGGCUGUUGUGCUUGGGUGUUUGGAAGGUUAAUGCUAUGGGACUUUUGCCAACUACGAGGUCAGAUUGGCUAGCUUGGGAGUCCGAACGGCAACCGUUGGAGCGGGCUUACUUUGCUUUUGGGUGAUCGAUCAGCAGAAUGAUUUUACGGUGUCAUCUGAGAAAAGAACAAAAAUAAGAAUGACGGAGUGGCAGAGUGAUAAUAGCGAGUUUUUACAUCAAGCGAGCGUGCUUGUGAUCAGCUUGGUACUGAGUUUCAUUCAUUCAUAUCAGUGCUGACAAUGAGUCGCAAUAUCCAAUAAAUCUGUGG
Aspergillus heteromorphus CBS 117.55 is the source of this 898-nucleotide messenger RNA. Its product is annotated as ER membrane protein complex subunit 4. Gene Ontology annotation, biological process: protein folding in endoplasmic reticulum. Gene Ontology annotation, cellular component: EMC complex. Bases 149 to 715 code for a protein of 188 amino acids. NCBI's taxonomy places the organism in Eukaryota, Fungi, Ascomycota, Eurotiomycetes, Eurotiales, Aspergillaceae. The transcript has 3 exons. The record is from RefSeq and is a predicted model, not a curated record.